AUGGAGUGUCCUUCCUGCCAGCACGUCUCGGUCGAGCAGGCGGCCAAGUUCUGCAGCCAGUGUGGGACCAGCCUCGCUGCCCCCGCGCCAGCUCCUGAGACUCCAGAUGGGGAGAUGGAACAGGGAAUGGAACUGAGGGAUGACGGAAGCCGGGGCAAAGGUGGACCAAAGAACCAAGACAAGCCCUGCCCGGAUUCUUCCUGGACUGUCCAGAUGUGUGCAGGGCAUGCGUGCGGCGUGCUCGGGAAGCAUGUGGUGUGCACAGACUUGGCAGGUCAUGAGCGACAGAGCAAGAAGAAAAAGAAGAAGUCCAUUGCUGCAUAUGAUCCAGGCUCCUCGUCCAUACUGUUCUUGACCUCCGGCAGCCUGGGUUCUCUCUCACUCCCGGCGUCUGUGGACCCAGCCCUGAGUGGAGGCCCAAAUCGGAAGGAUGGUGUGAGCUGCCAGCCCCCAUUAGGUGGUGCCAGCACCGAGACUGACCAGGACAGAGGGAGACACUGGUCCCCUACCACCAAUGCUGACACCCUGUGUGACCAGGGUGCCGUGAGCCCCCAGAGCCCUUCUGAUGGGGCUGACAUCAGAGACAACCAGGGUGGCGUGAGCCCCCAGACCCCUUCUGGAGGUGCUGACAUCAAAGGCGACCAGGAAGGAUUGAGCCCCAAGACCCCUUCUGGAGGUGCUGACAUCAAAGGCAACCAGGAAGGAUUGAGCCCCAAGACCCCUUCUGGAGGUGCUGACAUCAAAGGCAACCAGGAAGGAUUGAGCCCCAAGACCCCUUCUGGUGGUGCUGACAUCAGAGGCGACCAGGAUAGAGUGGGCCCCCAACCCCCCUCCAACAGAGCUGACACCCGGUGUGACCUGCACCCACCCAAACUGGAGGUCAGGAGCCAGCAUUUAGGCCUGGGCAGGUCACAGCUGGAGGGAGCUGGCUCCCCAGAGCCCCGAAAGGCAGCUGGGGCCAGUGGCUGCCCUGUGACAGAUGUGCUCCCCGGGGCUCGGGGUGCUGUGGAGGGAGACCUGGGCUCCCAGGCUGUCCCUGAGUCUGUGCUACUGCUCAUCUGGGUUGCCAAGCCCUCGGCCCCCUGUUGCACCUCACCCUUCUGCUCUACCCUGCUGCUGACGCUACGCCUGUGUUUCUUCCAGGCCAAUGACCCUCCAGCCAAGCCAGCCCAUGAUGUGAAAGGGGUCAAGGACAAUAAGAACAAGUCGAAGAAGGAGAAGGCACCAGCAACAGCUGAGACCCAGGAUAGAACAGCAAUUCCUGGAGCAAACACAGCAGAGAGCAAGACAGCUCAGCCGGCAGACGACAAGAAGAAGCCAGAAGGGAGCAGAACCACUGCAGCGGCAGAGAAGAAGGACAAGAAGCCAAGUGCCCAGAAAGAGAGCACGGGGGCUCUGGGAAGCUCGCUCAGCCCUGGUGAGGGAGUCAUGGUAUACUUCCAUGCCAUCAUCUCAAAAAAUUUCUCCUUCAACUGUGACCAACAUCAGAUAGUCAUAAAAGGUGGAGAAGAGCUGGGGACGCCAAAGUGGAACGUGCAUGUCUGCGAGAUGAACUUCGCCAAAGACUUGGGCGAGCAUGGCUGCCUCGUCGAAGGCAGCACCUUCAUUUCCAAGCAGCACCUGGACAAGUUCAUUCCGUACAAGUAUGUGAUUGUGAAGCAUAACAAGGAGGAGUACGAGUUCAUCUACAAACCUCAGCAGAAGGAAGGAGAGCAUGUCAACCGCUGUCUGCACAUCAAGGCUUCACUCGUGCGUUCAGGAGAGUGGCAUCAGUAUGAUGAUAUAAUCUGCACAAGGCCGCCUGGUCCAAUUAAGAAGUUCUGGAAUAUUUUCACGGCCAAUGAAAAGAAAAGUGUGGUGAAUGGCAAGCAGAUUGCAGCAGCCAUCAUGCUGGAGAGAGUCUUCAGCAUUCUCCAGACCUGGAAUGCCAUCAACUUAAAGAGCUUUUUCAUCCAGUUCUGGCAGUAUUAUGAUGUUGUCCAAGCACCGAUUGUCUAUGAAGGAGGACCACAGUCGUGGAGCUCUUUCCUGCAGUACGAUGAGAAGAAGGUGGAGAGAGACCUAUGGAAUUAUUUGAGAAAAAAAGUGGAUCUUUUUUUGCAAAGUCACCAUAAGAAGGACCUGCCUGAUGACUGGCCAGUGAGGAGUGGACUGAGAAUGGGCCUCAUUGCCCUGUUUGCAGUGGAAGACUGGAGAGGAUUCUUGGUAAACCUGUGCCGGAGGUGCAUCCGUAGAAGGAUGGACUGUUGGAUCCUCACACUGCCCGUGCUGCACCACUGUGUGGGGCCAGCCCCCCCCAGGAAGGACAUACCACCUGAGGACAUCUGGGCAGCUCUUGAAGGCCUGUCCUACUCACAAUUCCGUGAGGAAAGAGCAGACCAUAAGUCAUUGCUCUCGCUCAUGGAGGGGAGUCAGCAUCUGCUGAGUGUGGACAGCUGUCUGUUCCGGUCCUGGUUCAGUCUGCUGCCUCUGUUGGCCCUGCCUAACUACAUGGAGACCACGGUUGACUACCUGAUCGUGUCCCCAGCACGCUUCCUGGACUGCUUCCUUGGGGUUUACUACCGGCUUCGGGACCUCCAGGAAAUCUCAUACAGAAAGGAAGAGCAGGAUAUCAUCCAGGACAUUUUGAAAGUGCUCCUGCACCUGCUGGAUGCGAACCUGAGCUCGGCUCCCGAGGCAACCCUCUUCCAGUCCUACUUGACCGUCUGCCUGAAGAUCCACGAAGCCAUGUGCAAAGCCACAAAAGCUGUCAGGUUCUAUGAGAUUCCUGCCCUGUCUGCAGAGAUUGUUUGCAGAAUCAUUUCCCUUCAGCCUCCAGUGGAGUCGGCAGAAGCACAGGACAAUGGGACCGAAAGGAAGGAUUCUGUAAAAAUGGUGUUCCAGGAAGCUCUCACCAUGACCAAGAGCUGGCUUGGAAAGCUUUUUGCAGACAGAAUGUUCCGGAGUGGAUUUUCGGGUGUCUCAUUUAGUUAUCUGAAGGAGAUUGAGGUCUGGAGGCGGCUGGUGGAAAUCCCUUUUCCUGAGGAGCACAGCUGGAAGGAGGCGUUGUUGGAGGACAUGGAAGGAAGAAUCAAGCAGGAGAAACCGCUCUUACAGAUCUCUGCCUACUGCAGUGCCACCUGGGAUGCCGCUGACCACAGUGACAGCGUGACAAAGAGCUUUGAGAAGUGUCUCAUUGAAGCUGUGAGCUCAGCCUGCCAGGCUCAGACCAGCAUCCUUGAUAGGCUGACUGUCCAUGACCAGCGGAAAUUCGGCACCUUAGUGUCUGCGGUGGUCACCAAGUCCUGGCCACUCAGUGAUGGAGUGCCUGUGAGCGGCCUGGACGAGGUUUUAACACACUUGCUCACGGGGCCUGACGUCAAGGAGCUCUUCAAGUUGUAUGGAAUGGAUGAGAAAAUGUUAGCCAAUAUCACAGAGGACAGCCGGCAGCUGCUGGACACUGCCAACUCCGUGUGGACAGAAGUUGUUGGUGACCUCCUACAAGGAAGACUUACAGUUGGACAGAUGGAGCUGAUCCUGAAGCACAAGAAUCAGUUUCUUGACAUUUGGCAGAUACGUGAAAAAAGCAUUUCAUCCCAGGAGAGACAGCACGAUGUGGAGGCUGUACUGGAGUGGAGACUCACUGAACUCCGGUUUCUAAAGAGAGAGAAGCAAUCUGUUGGUAGUCUCUUAAGCUUGUGUGAGAAGGUGCAACACCUGGUGAAAGUGGACUUUGGAGAGAUUGUGCAUAAACACAGGGAAGUCCUCAGCGAUAGGAGGUUGUGUGAGGUUGUGACAGUGAGAUUGCCUACAUGCUCAGACGCAGAGCUCAGGACUCACUACAAGCUGAGCCCCGAGGUCCAGGAGAUGGCGGAAAAGGCAGACAGGCUGCGGGACAGUCACCUCUUCCAGAUGUUCUGGGAAGAAGCUGCAGAGGCGCUGAGGGAGGAGGAGGAGGAGGAGGACGACUCAGAAGAGCAGACAAUCCUGCUUGAAGACCUGUACUAUUUUUUGUAUCAACCUUGCUAUAAACAGUUCACCAGACUCUAUGAGAACCUGAAGUCAGGAGAUGUUACCUUGGAAGAAAUGGAUAUUGUCUUCAAGGACUUUGUCAAUAAAUACACUGAGCUCACCUCGGAGCUCCAGGUCAUGUGCUCUGUGGACAUCAAUGACCGGAAGUGCUGGAUCCCGGAGCGUGUGGAGCAGAUACAGGAGUACCAUCACCUGCAUCUGGCUGCUAAUGCGGCCAAGGUUAUUAUGAAGGUCAAGGAGAACCUGGGCCUGGCUGGCGACUUCACUGUUCUUCACACUUUGUUAAAUGUGACUGAAGACUUUGAGAGCAUUCGCCACGAGAAGAUGAGUCAGAUUAGCCAGGGGCUUAUCCGUGCCAAGAAGAUGGUUGAGGACAUCCAAGGUGGGCGCUGCCAGUGCCUGGAGGAGCUGUCCCAGAGGAAGGAGUUCGUUAACUGGGUCCAGGAGGCCCUUGGAGACUUCAACGAGCUGAAGGUGUUUGUGGACCUGGCCUCCAUCUCGGCUGGUGAGAACGACAUUGACGUGGACCGCGUGGCCUACUUCCACGAUGCAGUGCAGGGCUACGCCUCUCUGUUGUACAAGCUGGACAGAAAGGCAGGCUUUGAGGAGUUCAUGGGCCACCUGGGAGAGCUGUGGAAGGCUCUAGAAAAGGACCCACACUUGCCCAAUAAGCUGAGAGAUUCUGCCAGGAGCCUGGACUGGCUGAAAACAGUGAAGGAGAGUCAUGGGUCUGUGGAGCUCUCCUCCCUGUCCCUGGCAACAGCCAUCAACGAGAAGGGCAUCUAUGUCAUCCAGGCUCCGCAAGGUGGCCACGUGGCCUCCCCGCACUCGGUCCUCCGCUUGCUCCUCCCUGAGAGCCAGGGCCCCCAGCAGGUGCGAGAGUGCUCCCUGGAGGAGCUAAGGGAGCUUCUGAACAAGCUCAUGCUCAUGUCCGGCAAGAAAGACCAGCACAGCACUGAGGUGGAGGUGUUCUCCGAGGUGUUUUCCAACGUGCAGAGGCUUGUUGAGUCCUUUCUAAACCUCUACUCUGCUGGGAACCUGCUGUUCAGGAACUGGAUAGUGGAGGUGUACUGCUCCCCCAGGAACGAUGUUUCCAUCCGCAUGGACUUCAACCUGGAGCCAGUGGGCCAGCUCCGGGGCACUGGGGCGGUGGCCGAGCUGCUGGAAGCUCUCUGCAGGCAGAUGGAGCAUUUCCUGGAGCUCUGGAAGGACUUCGUGGCACAGAAGCGAGCCCAGCACUUCUACCUCAACUUCUACACGGCCGAGCAGCUGGUCUACCUGAGCACGGAGCUCGUGGAGGCCCAGCCCAGCCAGGCUGCCCUGGUGAUGCUGUCCUUCAUCAAAGCUGAUUGCACUCCGAAAGACGUGGCAGAGGCUGCCCGCAGGGCCGGCGGAGAGGCCAGCAGAGCGCGUGAGCAGAGGGUGACGGCAGAAUUCCUGCCAUCUGAGCUCAGCCUGGUGGACAAGCUGAAGGCCAUCACGGAGCAGUCCAUGGUGUGCAUGAAUGCCUUCCUGCCCCAGUGCCUGGACCUGGAUGCCCUUGGCCAGUGUCUGGCCCAGCUGGCCUUGAUGAGCGGGAGCCCCGUGGAGCGGCACCUGCCCAGAAGCUUACAGGUUGGCCAACCCAAUCUGGUGGUCUGUGGCCACUCAGAGGUGCUGCUGGCCGCCCUGGUCAUCUACAUGCAGGCUCCCGGGCAGCCCCUGCCCACCUACGAUGAGGUGCUGCUCUGCACCCCAGCAACCACGUUUGAGGAAGUAGCUCUACUCCUGCGUCGCUGCCUCACCCCAGGCUCCCGGGGCCGCAAGGUCUACAGCCUGUUGAAUGCUGACCAGCUGGGCUAUGAGGUGGGCUGCCAGGCAGAGGACCUCUUCCACCAGCUGUGUCUGCAGCGCCACCCCGAGGACUACCAGCUCGUCCUGGUCUGUGACAGUGACCGUGAACACUGCUACCUGCCCUCGGCCUUCAGCCAGUACCGAGUCCCCGUCACCCCGCAGGCCUCUCUAGAGGACAUCCAGACCUACCUGGCCAGUCACUUUCAGGUCCCUCUGCAGAUCCCGUCGGCAGCUGCGGAGUUCAAGGACCGGAUGAGCGUCGGGGUGGUGGUCUCACAGACAGCCAGUGUUGGAAAAUCUCUGUAUGUGAAGAGACUGCAUCAAAAACUCCAGAGGAAAUUUUCUGAGGAAAAUGUUCCUCUCAAUGUCAUCAGACUGAUGGAUCCCCAAGUGAAUGAGAGCCAGGUCCUGGGUGCCCUCCUGCCGUUCCUGCGCAGAAAGCACCGGGCCCGGCCUGCCGUGUUCCACCUGGAUGUAGCCGCCUCAGUACAGUCUGGAAUUUGGGAAUUUCUUUUCAAACUCCUGGUUUUACAAUAUCUAAUGGAUGUCAACGGGAAAAUGUGGCUUCGGAAUCAAUGCCAUCUGUAUAUUGUUGAAAUCCUGGAGGAGAAUCCGGCCCUGCCAAAACGACCUUCAAAACUGGGUGCCCGCGCCCCACAAUUUGGUUUUCUUGACAUCUUCCCAAAGGUCACAUGCAGGUCUCCAAAGGAGGUGAUGGACAUAGGUCUGCACCCUGCCCACAGCCCCGGAGACCCCGGCAUGGACCCUACCGAGUUCCGCAGUGAGACCUUCCAGAGACCGUACCAGUAUUUAAAACGAUUCUAUCAAAACCAAAACCUAGACAUGUUUCAGUACCAAGAAGGUGUUGUCGAAGACACCCCAGAAGAGUGCCUCCAGCACCUCCUGAUUUACUGUGGGGUGAUCAACCCUUCGUGGUCAGAGCUCCGGAAUUUUGCUCGCUUCCUGAAUUACCAGCUUAGGGACUGUGAGGCCUCUGUGUUCUGUAAUCCUGCAUUUACCGCAGACACGCUCAGGGGCUUCAAGAACUUUGUGGUUACCUUCAUGAUCUUUAUGGCAAGAGACUUUGCAACCCCAACCCUGAACACCUCUGACCAGAGCCCAGGGAAGCCUAUGGUCACCAUGGACGGGGUCAGGGAGGAGGAUCUGGCCCCUUUCACUCUGCGGAAGAGAUGGGAGUCAGAGCCCCACCCCUACGUUUUCUUCAAUAGUGAUCACAUAUCCAUGACGUUCAUUGGCUUCCAUUUCCAGCCGAACAAUAAUGACGGUGUUGACGCCAUCAAUCCCCUGAGUGGGAAGGUGAUUAAGAAGGACGUCAUGCGGACAGACCUGUACAAUGGGCUCCUGCUCCAGCGGGUCCCCUUUAACAUUGACUUUGACCAGCUGCCCAGAGGUGAUAAACUGGAAAGGCUGUGCAUGGCCUUAGGAAUCCAGUGGGCCAUUGACCCUGAUGAGACCUACGAGCUCACAACGGACAACAUGCUGAAGAUCCUGGCCAUUGAGAUGCGCUUCCGGUGCGGGAUCCCCGUGGUCAUCAUGGGAGAAACCGGCUGUGGGAAAACACGGCUCAUUAAAUUCCUUAGCGACCUGCGGCGUGGGGGUGUUGAGGCAGAAACCUUUCACCUGGUCAAGGUCCACGGAGGCACCACGGCGGACAUGAUCUACUCCAGAGUCCGGGAAGCCGAGAGCAUUGCUCUCUUCAAUAAGCACCAGCACCACCUCGACACCAUCCUGUUCUUUGAUGAAGCCAACACCACAGAAGCCAUCAGCUGUAUCAAGGAAGUUCUGUGUGACCACACGGUGAACGGCAAGCCUCUGGCUAAGGACUGUGGGCUGCACAUCAUCGCCGCCUGCAACCCUUACCGCAAGCACUCGCGGGAGAUGAUCUGCCGGCUGGAGGCUGCGGGGUUGGGGUACAGAGUGAGCGCAGAGGAGACCACCGAGAAGCUUGGCUCCAUUCCUCUGCGCCAGCUGGUCUAUCGAGUCCAUGCCCUGCCACCCAGCCUCAUCCCACUUGUGUGGGACUUUGGACAACUGAAUGAUGUCACUGAAAAGAUCUACAUCCAGCAGAUUGUCCAGAGACUCGUUGACUCGCUGGAGAUGGAGCCAGCCGAGACUCGUCUGAUCACGGAAGUGCUCUCUGCCUCUCAGGGCUUCAUGCGGAAAAGAGAAAAUGAGUGCAGCUUUGUCAGCCUCCGGGACGUGGAGCGCUGUGUGAAAGUCUUCACGUGGUUUCAUGAGCACCGUGAAAUGCUGUCACAGCUGCCUUGGUCAAAUGUCCUAAAGCACCAGUGGGUGAGAGAUCCUGUCGUCUGCUAUCUGGUGCAGGCCAUCGGGGUGUGUUACCAUGCCUCUCUAGAGAAGAAAGAAUCGUAUCGCAAAGCCAUCUGCAAGUACCUUCCGAAACCCUAUGAUGACAGUAAGGUCAUCCUGAAUGUGAUCACUCAGACACAGGAUCUUUUCCUGAAUGGCGUGUCUCUGAGGCAGACCAUCGCCAAGAACUUGGCCCUGAAGGAGAAUGUCUUUAUGAUGACCAUCUGCAUCGAGCUGAGGAUCCCUCUCUUCCUAGUGGGCAAGCCUGGCAGCUCCAAAUCUCUCGCCAAGACCAUCGUGGCUGACGCCAUGCAGGGCCCGGCGUCCUGCUCCGAGCUCUUCCGGAACCUGAAGCAGGCCCACCUGGUGUCCUUCCAGUGCAGCCCGCACUCGACCCCGCAGGGCAUCAUCGGGACUUUCCGGCAGUGCGCACGCUUCCAGCAGGACAAGGACCUGCAGCAGUACGUGUCUGUCGUGGUGCUGGAUGAGGUCGGGCUGGCCGAAGACUCGCCCAAGAUGCCCCUGAAGACGCUGCACCCGCUGCUGGAAGACGGCUGCAUUGAGGAUGACCCCAGCCCCCAUAAGAAGGUCGGCUUCAUAAGCAUUUCUAACUGGGCCUUGGACCCCGCCAAGAUGAACCGGGGCAUUUUUGUGUCACGUGGCAGUCCCAACCAGGUAGAGCUCAUCGAGAGCGCCAAGGGCAUUUGCCACUCAGACACCUUAGUCCAUGACAGAGUCCAAGGGUACUUUGCCCCUUUCGCCAAAGCCUAUGAGGCUGUGUGCAAGAACCAAGACAAGGAAUUCUUCGGGCUCCGCGACUACUACAGCCUCAUCAAAAUGGUCUUCGCUGCCGCCCGUGCUUCCAGCGGGAAGCCCUCCCCGCGAGACAUCACCCAGGCCAUCCUGCGGAACUUCAGUGGCAAGGACAACCUCGACACCAUGGGCCUUUUCCUGGCCCACCUGCCCGAGGCCAGGUGCUCGGAGGACAUCAGCACCCUGCAGCUGAUCCAGGAGAACAUUUACAGACGCCGCCCGCAGGGCUCCGGUGGGGAGGCCGACGAGGCCGACUGCCGCUACCUGCUGGUGCUCACCCAGAACUACGCCGCCCUGCAGAUCCUCCAGCAGAAGUUCUUCACCGAGGACCAGCAGCCAGAGGUCAUCUUCGGCUCCAGUUUCCCCAAGGACCAAGAGUACACCCAAGUGUGCCGGAAUAUCAACCGCGUGAAGAUCUGCAUGGAGGCCGGCAAGAUGGUGGUCCUCCUCAACCUGCGAAGCCUCUACGAGAGCCUGUACGACGCGCUCAACCAGUACUACGUCUACCUGGGCGGCCAGAAGUACGUGGACCUGGGCCUGGGCACCCACCGUGUCAAGUGCAGGGUUCACCCCGACUUCCGCCUGAUCGUCAUUGAGGAGAAAGAGGUUGUGUACACACACUUUCCCAUUCCCCUCAUCAACCGGCUGGAGAAGCAGUAUCUGGACAUCAACACGGUGUUGGAGAAGUGGCAGAAAAACAUUGUGGAAGAGCUCAAGGCGUGGGUGGAGAAAUUCGUGCGUGUGAAAGACCCGUUCCAGACGACACAGAGGUACAACCCAGCCAGCGUCUUCAUCGGCUACCACUCGGACACGUGUGCCUCUGUGGUGCUUCAGGUCACCGAAAGGCUGGGCUCCGGGGACUCGCCCGGAAACGGCUACCAAGGGUCACUGCAGGAGGCGCAGGCGGUGCUGCUGGGCUGUGCCACGCCGGACGCGGUGGUGCGCCUGGGCGCGUCCGCGCUGGGGACCUUCGUGGCGCAGUCGCUGGCCAAGCAGUAUUACGAGCUGCAGCAGCACAACUCCUUCGCUGACUUCCUCCAGGCCCAGCUGCGCGCGGUGGAGCCGGGACGCCACGCCACCUUCACAGAGAUCACCACUUUCUCCAGACUGCUCACCAGCCAUGACUGUGGGGUUUUAGAAUCUGAGGUGGCCGGCCAGGCUCCGCGGCCCACCAUCCUGUCGCUGCAACAGUUUGACACAGAGUACUCAUUCCUCAAGGGCAUCAGAAACUGCCUCGCCAGCCCAGCCAGCCGUAAAAUCCUCAUUAUUCAGACAGACUAUGAAGACACGCCUCACGGUGCUCAGCUCAUUGCCUCAGCCAAGCAUUCUGCUGUAAAUGAAAUCAACAAGAUGCAGGGAAAGAACAGCUGUGUCUUGGUCUACUUCCUCACCAAGCUGUCCCGGAUGGGAAGUGGAGCAUCCUACGUGGGAUUCCACGGAGGGCUGUGGCAGUGUGUGCACAUCGACGACCUCCGCCGGUCCACCGUCAUGGUCGCCGAUAUCACCAAGCUGCAGAACGUCUCCAUCAGUCAGCUCUUCGAGCCGGAGGACAAGGCUGGUGACGACGCUGAGAUGAGACACAUUGGCGAAGAGGAGAUGGAAAUGGAGAGCAGCGAACCAGGGGAGAUGGCCGAGGCGCCGGGCAGUGAGGGCCCUGGGCCAGGACGCAGAGAGGCUGCCCCGUGUACCCAGACCCUGGACACCACCAGGCUGCUGCGGAGCUGCGUGCAGGGCGCGGUGGGGAUGCUCAGGGACCAGAACCAGGGCACGCGCAACAUGAGGAGGGUGGAGAUCCUGCUCGGCCUCCUGGACCCGGAGGAGGAUUUCAGGGCCUCUUUCUUAAGGGUCUGCAAGAAGCACCUGUAUCUUCUGUUGAAGAGACAAGAGAGCAGCAUGUUCAACGCGAAGGAGUGGGUGGUGCGGGAGGCCUCCAAUGAGAACGCCCUCCAGGAGGCGGGCACCUUCAGGCAUACCAUUUGGAAACGGGUCCAGAAUGCAGUGACUCCUCUCCUGGCCCAGAUGAUAUCUUUCAUUGACAGAGAUGGCAACCUUGAGCUACUGGCCAACCCAGAUUUUCCACCCUGGGCAAGAGACCUUUGGAUGUUUAUUUUCAGUGACAUUAAACUUCUCAACAUUCUUCCUCAGAUGAAUGACACAAGGUCCAGGAACGAGGUGGCCUAUGUCGUGGUCCACAAUGAGAUGAAGUGUGCCGUGACCAGCGUCCCGUUUAGCUGGCGGAUCAGCGACUACCUGGAGGAGCUGUGGGCCCAGGCCCAGUACAUCACAGGUGCCGAAGGGCACUCGGAGAAGCUGGUGGAGAUCUUCGAGCAGACUCCCCUGGGAAGGUUUCUUGCUGAGCUCAGCGGCCAGCAGCAACAAAUACUCCUGCACUGGUACCUGGAGGACUUCCUUCGCUUGACCAUGAGCGUGUCCAGCAGUGAGGAGCUGAGGUUUCUACAGAUGGCCCUGUGGUCCUGUGUCUGCCAGCUGAAAGCGGCGUCACGAAGGCCGGAGAAAGGGGUGUCCCUGUCAUGGGUGCACCUUGCUUUUCAGAGCUUUAGGAACCGGCUGCAGAACUUCUCCAGGAUCCUGACUGUCUGUCCCCAAGUUCUAGGCAUCCUGGAGGAAGCAGUGCAAACUCGAGGCCUGUUGGAGUGUGAGAUGACGCUGGACGUAAAUGCCGCCGUGGCAUGUGCUGAGAUGCUGACCAGGCACCUCCUGCAGCCCAGCCCCCAAGCCUGGCUGCAGACAGUGAAGAGCCUGUCCACGCCCCUGGAGCUGCUGUGUUCCGAGGGGCUCGUGCAAGGCUGUGGGAGCAUGGUCACCGCCCUGGUCAGGGAGCUCAGGACACAGUGGAACAGGAUAUUCUCCGUUGCCCUCUUUGUGGAGCAUGUGCUGCUGGGGACAGAGGGUCAGAGUGCUGAGCUGCGCGCGUUGGUGACCGAUUACACCAUCUCCCUCAACAAGUGUCUAGAAGACAACUCCGACAUCAAGAGCCACAGGCCUUUUGCAGCCAUAAUGACCACUCUCCGUAAAUGUAAGGACCACGCCAGCAAGACCUUCUCCAGGCUUGAAGUUCAGCCGUGCCCCAGCUGCCUGGCAGAUGCACGGGACCCUGUGUGCCUGCCCUGUGACCACGUGUUCUGCCAUGGCUGCAUUAAAGCCAGGCUCAUCCUGGGAGAGAUGAGAUGUCCCUCCUGCUUAACCGACUUGCCGGAGGACUUCUCUCUCACUGUUUCCCAAGAGCACAGGGAUGCCGUCGAGAAACACGCGCAGUUCCGGCAGCUGUGCAACGGCUUCUUCGUAGACCUGGUCUCCACCAUGUGCUUCAGAGACAACACCCCUCCUCAGAAGGACGUCGUAGAGGCCCUGCUCGCGCUGCUCUUUGUACAAAAGACGCUUCUGAGGGAGGAGUCCCAGAGACACCGUGAGCACACAAAGUUCCUCUCUCCAUUCGAUGAUGUGGUAGAUAAGACUCCUGUCAUCCGCUCAGUGGUGCUGAAACUGCUGCUGAAGUACAGUUUCAAUAAAGUAAAAGAUUAUAUCCAGGAUUACUUGUCCACACUGGAAAAGAAAGAAUUCCUCCUUGAAGAUAAGACUGAGCUGUACACACUGGUUAUCAACUGCCUGGAGGACUCGAUACACGAAAAGACCAGCGCUUGCUCUGAGAACCAGGCGCUGAGCUACCUGCUAGAGGACGUCCACUUCCUCAGGACCCUCACAGAGGAGGCGGCGUGGAGGGGCGGCCGCGGGCCUGCUGCAGAGGCCUCCGUGGGUUACCUGCAGCAGGUGGCCCGCCUGCGCCUUUGUCUCAACAGAGCCGCAGAUUUCCUCUUCGAGGUUCACACUGGCUCAGAGACAACCGAGGAAAGACGGCGCUACCUGCAGGAGGUGGAGCGCCUGUGCGUGCACAGCGGCAACGACUGGUUCCGUGUGUACCUGGUGAGGAGACUCACGAGUCAGUACACCGUGGACUUUGUGCAGAGCCUGGCCAGACGCGGCCACCCGGCCCAGUGGGUGUUCCCCAAGGAGGUCAUUGCCCAGCAGGUGAGCAGGGCGGAUUACCCAGGCCAGCUGGACCGCUUCCUGGUGUACGGUGACGGAUACAAGGCUCUUCGAGAUGCAGUGGGCAAAGCCGUCCUGCAGUGCAACCCCGAGGGCCUCAGAGCCACACUGGAGGCCUGCAGGGGUCCUCAGACUCAGCAGGCGGUGCACUUGCUUUUGGCACUUUUCCGAGAGGUUGCUGUGCUGUACCGAUCCCAGAAUGCCGCCCUCCACCCCCGGCCAGAGCAAUGUGAAGCCAUGAUUGGACUAGUUGAAGAAACCACAAUCCUUUCUCCUGAAGCCAAGAAUUUUGCAAAGUCCCUCGUGACUAACACUCUGCCAUUGCUGGCGACACGUCCCAGUGAGGGGGGCCUUGAAGCAGUGGUCACAGAGAUGGCUGUCCAUGCUGCGGCCGUCCUUCUCCACGCACAGGACCGGGUCUUGGAACCCCUGAGGAACUUGGCCUUCUUCCCAGACAGCAUGGUGAAUGCUUUUCUACCCACCAUGCCUGAAGACUUGCUGGCUCAAGCUCGGCGCUGGCAGGGUCUGGAAACCGUGCAGUGGUAUGCUUGUCCUAACGGCCAUCCGUGCUCGGUGGGAGAGUGCGGCAAGCCAAUGCAGCAAGCCUCCUGUCCUGACUGUGGUGCCCCGAUCGGAGGUGUCAAUCACACGCCCACGCCUGGCUUUUCUCUCAUCUCAAAUAACACAGACAGAACUCAGACUGGCCAUGUGCUGGGAAACCCUGUUGCCAGAGACACGGUGGUAGUUUCAGACCGAGCCCUCUCCCCAGUGGUCUUCAUUCUCCUCCGCUUGCUCACACACCUGGCUCUGCUCCUGGGAGCCACCAAGAGUCCCCAAGCUUUGAGAAACCUCAUCAAGCCUCCCGUGCAGGAUCCACAGAGGUUCCUGCAGCAGCACAUUCAGAGGAACGUGGAGCAGCUGACCAAGAUGCUGGGCAAGAGCGCUGACGAGACUGCUCACCUGGUGCACCUGACACUGCGCUGCCUCCUCUCCAGCUCGAGCCAGUGUAAGGACCGAAGGCACUUACAUUUUGAUGCAAGAUUGUCCACCAGAGAGCUGAGAAACAGCUGGGAGAAGGCUGUGGAGCCGAUCAUUUCCUCUGAGCUGGAGCAUCUCGACAAAACUCUGCUGGCUGUCAACGCUCUCAUCAGCCAAGAUGAACGCGUCAGCUCCAACCCCGUGGCCAAAAUCAUCUACGGCGACCCUUCGGCCUUCCUGUGUCACCUGCCCCAAAAGAGCGCGGUCCAUUGCUCUAAGAUGUGGAGACCCAGAAAGAGGGUCACCGCCGAGCACCUGCAGCACGUGGUGGAGCAGAAAAGCAGCCGGGAGGCAGUGCCCGUCCUCUGGAAGUUCCUGCAGAUGGAACCAGAACUGAGACUGGUGAAAUUCCUGCCUGAGAUUUUGGCCCUGCAAAGGAACCUGGUAAAGCGAUUCCAGAAUGUGUCAGAGGUCAAAUUCAGAUCCCUCAAGGAUUUUAUCAGCAGUCAGGAGUCAGAUGGGAUGAAAAAGUUGUUUCAUGACAAAAUCACUGUCUUUCUCAUGACGUGGAACCAGCUGAGGAAAUCACUCGAGACCAGCGGUGAGCUCAAGCUUCCUCAGGACUACUGCAGCACCGACCUCGAUCUGGACGCCCCCUUUGAGGUCAUCCUGCCGCGGCGCCGGGAGCGGGGCCUCUGUGCCACCGCCUUAGUCAGCUACCUGAUCCACCUGCACAAUGAGAUGGUGCGUACAGUGGACGAGUUCUCCACGGAAAGGAGCAGCUACGUCAUCGAUGCCUCUGAAGUCACCGACCUGCACGUCAUCAGUUACGAGCCGGAGCGGGACCUGAUGCCCCUGAUUCUCUCCAACUGCCAGUACAGAGUGGAGCAGGGUGGAGAAGCCCUGCAGGAGUUCGACCUCGAGAAGAUCCAGCGCCAGCUCACCGGCCGCUUCCUCCAGGGCAAACCCAGGCUGACCCUCAAGGGGAUACCUACUCUGGUAUACAGACAUGACCGGAACUAUGAACACCUCUUCACAGACAUCAAGAAUAAGAUACACCAGGAACCUCUCCCCAGUGCAGCCCUCAGUACCCUCAGUGGACAGCUGCAGUCCUUCAGCGACGCCUGUGAAGCUCUGUCAGUCAUAGAAGUCACCUUGGGCUUUCUGAGCACGACUGGUGGUGAUGCGAACAUGCCCCUGUUAACGUAUAUCCAAGACAUCUUGCGCAUGGGUGAUCAGACGAAUCCUAUUUUAGAGGCCCUCACCAGGUGUCAGCUCCAGCACACCAUCGCCCUGUGGCACGUCCUCUCCUCCCACAAGUGCGAGCAGCUGCUACGACAGGGACACGACCCGUUUAGGGAAAUUGGUUCCAUGUAUAAGGCGGAACUAGGCGCAGCAGACGCCAGGCUCCUCCGUACCUUCCUGCAGCAGACGGACCUGGACAGCUUCCUGCUGGAGCUGCAUGAGCUGAUUGUCCUCAAGUUAAAGCGCCUGCCCACCGAGGAUGGUUUCAACCCGACGUGGCCCCUGAGGGUUACUCUGGUGAAUUACAUGCAUGGAAAAGAAAGUGACAUUCCUCCCGAACUGGAAUUUGACUUUCCAGAAGACAUUCUCCUCUCCAGCUGCGUCUCCGUAUGGAACAUGGCGGCCAGGCUGAAGCAGGCCCGGCACGACGGUGAGAAAGCGCUGCCUGUCCCUGAAGCACCCCCUUUUGGUCUUGGUGCAGCUACGGCAGCACCAGGCCCUCAUACACACGCCAGGGCCGUCCCAAACAGCACUCUUCACCGUGUGUCCCUUGACAUGGCCUCAGCCCUGGUCACAGUGCAGGCACAGCUGCUGGACAGCGCCUGCCUCUGGAACCCUGCCCAGGACACAGAGAGCGAGGGUUCUGAGCGGCUGGUGCUCCCUGCCCACCUGGACCCUGACCAGGGUGCCCUCAGUGGCCAGCUGCCCAGCUGCGAGGCCCGAGGGCCUGUAUGUCCGGCUGGGGUGUAA
Messenger RNA from Elephantulus edwardii (Cape elephant shrew), 16026 nucleotides. RefSeq names its product ring finger protein 213 (gene RNF213). Lineage: Eukaryota; Metazoa; Chordata; Mammalia; Macroscelidea; Macroscelididae. Gene Ontology annotation, biological process: sprouting angiogenesis; ubiquitin-dependent protein catabolic process; negative regulation of non-canonical Wnt signaling pathway. The record is from RefSeq and is a predicted model, not a curated record. The transcript is spliced from 71 exons. Gene Ontology annotation, cellular component: nucleolus; membrane; cytosol. The coding region runs from base 1 to 16026 and encodes 5341 amino acids. Gene Ontology annotation, molecular function: ATP hydrolysis activity; ubiquitin-protein transferase activity; metal ion binding.